This is a messenger RNA of Mercurialis annua (annual mercury), 1735 nucleotides long. RefSeq names its product trihelix transcription factor ASIL2-like. Gene Ontology annotation, cellular component: nucleus. NCBI's taxonomy places the organism in Eukaryota, Viridiplantae, Streptophyta, Magnoliopsida, Malpighiales, Euphorbiaceae. The transcript has a single exon. The coding region runs from base 401 to 1513 and encodes 370 amino acids. The record is from RefSeq and is a predicted model, not a curated record. Gene Ontology annotation, molecular function: transcription cis-regulatory region binding.
AGCACCGGAAACCGGCAGACAAGUAAUCCAUGGGUAUUCCCGUUAAUUCCUACAAAAAUCAUGUCGUUUUCCGUCAAUUACAAUCUCCAAGCGGAACCCAACUCUACGAAGCCGGCAACAACCCUAAUAACACUCACCAUCACGCCGGUGACGGAAAUCCCCACCACCACCCAAUCAUAUCCCUCCACCUCAUCACUCUCCGCCCUUCCCCUCACUCCACGUGUCCACCCUCACUUCCCAUUCGGUACCCCUAACCUUCUCCUUCUCCGUCAAUCCCAAUUUUUCCCGUCAAACCUUCUUUUUUUAUAUACUCACACAACGCACGCCAACACACAUUUAUUUUGCCUUCAAACAAAUUCCGAUUAGAUCUCAACCGUUGAUUUGCUGUUGAUUUGUCAUAAUGGACGAUGACGAUGAGAUUGAGAUCCAAUCUCCUCCAUCUCCGUCGCCAUCUCCACCUAACGGAAGGAUUACAGUCACAGUCGCCGCCUCCGCGGCGGUUGCCUCUCCUUCUAUGAACAACAACAACAACCAUGUCCUAGCUCUGGCGGUGGUUCCGACUCCGCUUCAGAUCCAGCACCAAGCGAAGUCCAACGGCGGAGGCAGAGAGGAUUGCUGGUCGGAAAGCGCGACGGCGGUGCUCAUCGAGGCGUGGGGAGAGCGAUAUUUAGAGCUGAGCAGAGGUAAUCUGAAGCAGAAGCAUUGGAAAGAAGUCGCCGAUAUUGUGAGCAGUAGAGACGAUUAUUCAAAAUCGGCGAAGACCGAUAUUCAGUGCAAGAAUCGGAUCGAUACGGUGAAGAAAAAGUAUAAGCUCGAGAAAUCUAAACUCGCCUACGGCUCCGGUCCGAGUAAAUGGCCGUUUUUUGACCGAUUAGAUCAGUUAAUCGGACCGGUAGCUAAAACUGUUAACAACAAUCAUAAUCCUAACCCUAAUCAUAAUCAUAAUCCUCCCGCUGUAGCUAGAGCCACCGCUAGCACCAGCGGCGGAAUACCGGUAGGUAUUCCGGUCGGGAUUCGCGGUGCGAAUGUAUACCAGAAGGUGCAAAUGAAGAACAAUAGAGUUACAAAAGGGCAAAUUCGAAAGCGUAAUCAUGUCGAUACCGAGUCAGACUCGGAUUCCGACAACGAAGAGACGUAUCAGGACUCGGACGACAGUCUUCCCCCGGAGAAAAAGCCGAGGGGAGUUGUGCAGAGAGGAGUGAAUGUAAAAGCUGUGAAGGAGAAGAAAGGCUGGGGGAAUUCGAAUUCGAUUCGGAUGUUGACUCAAGCAAUGCUGAAAUUCGGGGAAGCUUACGAGCAAGCGGAAAGCGCGAAGUUGCAGCAAGUUGUGGAGAUGGAGAAGGCGCGGAUGAAGUUUGCGAAAGAGCUGGAGUUGCAGAGGAUGCAGUUCUUCAUGAAGACUCAAAUGGAGAUUUCGCAAUUGAAGCCGUGUAGAAGAAGAGGUAAUGGUAGUAGUAAUCAUAAUAAUGGUGAUAAUAAUAAUAAUGCUAUGAUGAAUAACAGUGAUAAUUGAUAAUAGGAUUGGUAAUUGUGGGUUGUGUAAUUGAAUUUAGAUUCUUACAUUUUAGGGUUUAGAUUUAGAUUUCUAGGUUUGAAAAUGGGGGGUUUAUGUGGGUAAGAGAUGAAGAACCCCUUGAUUAUGAGAAACUUGUAAUCAUUAUGGUGUUUGUAGUGUUGGAUUGUACCUUUGGUUAUUAAGCUUGAUUAAUUACAGUAUUUAACUGUUUGAAGUUGA